Molecule: messenger RNA, 4696 nt
Organism: Equus caballus (horse)
Lineage: Eukaryota; Metazoa; Chordata; Mammalia; Perissodactyla; Equidae
Gene: LANCL2
Product: LanC like glutathione S-transferase 2
Biological process (GO): peptide modification; carbohydrate metabolic process
Cellular component (GO): plasma membrane
Source: RefSeq, a predicted model, not a curated record
CUCCGAACGGUGAUGAAUAGGAGGGACAGUUUCCCCCCCUCCGCACGGGAGACAUUAUCCUUGCAGUGUUUUAGGCUGUUUUGAAAUUCUUUUCUUUAGAAGUGAUUUUUUCCCUUAAUAUCAAAGAGCUGCUGCUGUCCCUGUGGCUAGCGCACCGGGGCCGAGGACACGGCGGCGCGGCUGGUGACCAUGCAGACUAACGAUGGAGCAGCCGGGGACGCGCUCUCCAGGGUCUGCAAGCCGCGCACACCUUGACUGACAGCGGAUUCCUCUCCACAGGUUUCCCCGUGGGAACGUGCCCCACGCGAUCGUUCGGUUUUCUUUAAAAAAUCGUGGAAGGGGCUCGGCCAGCGGAGGGGCCGGGUGCGGGGGCCGCGGGAGCGCAUCGAGACCCGGCUCCGGCCCUGCGGUGCGCGCGGCCGCGGACGGGCUCUGCGGGCCGGUCCCGCUCCAGGUCCCGCGGGGGAGCGGCAGCGGCAAGGGGCGGCGCGGGGCCCGAGAGCCCGCUCUGGGCCGCCUAGCGCGCGGAAGGCGCGGCCGAACGCUCCCGGAGCCCGCCGCUCCUGCCCGGGGCUCGGCGGCUCGGCGGGGUCUGGACGGGCGGGGACACCGCGUGGAGCGCACCCGCCAAGGCCAGAUGUACCAGAACCCCGCUGCGACGCUCCCGCCCGCACUGAAGCCCCGCUUCGUAAAGAAAGUCCUAGCCUGUCCGCGCCGGGUCCCGAGAGAGGCGGCGGCACAGCAACGAGUGUGAACGCCGCACAGGAGGUUUGUCCCCGCCCGCGCGCCGUACCGCCGGCCCAGCAGGGCACGGCGCGCGGCCGAGAUGGGCGAGACCAUGUCGAAGAGACUGAAGCUGCAUCUGGGCGGGGACGCAGAAAUGGAAGAGCGGGCGUUUGCCAAUCCCUUCCCGGACUACGAAGCCGCCGCCUCAGCGGUAUUCGGCGCUGGAGCGACCGAGGAGGCAGGGUGUGCUCGCCCCCUGCCCGCCGCUGACGAGCCCGGCCUCCCUUUUCACAACGACGGGAAGAUCAUUCAUAAUUUCACAAGGCGAAUCCAGAGCAAAAUCAAAGAUCUUCUACAGCAAAUGGAAGAAGGGCUGAAGACAGCUGAUCCGCAUGAUUGCUCUGCUUAUACUGGUUGGACAGGCAUAGCCCUUCUGUACCUGCAGUUGUAUCGGGUCACAUGUGACCAGACCUACCUGCUCCGAUCCCUGGAUUACAUAAAGAGGACACUUCGGAAUCUGAAUGGCCGCAGGGUCACCUUCCUCUGUGGAGAUGCUGGGCCCCUUGCCGUAGGAGCUGUGGUCUAUCAUAAACUCAAAAGUGAUUCUGAGUCCCAGGAAUGCAUCACAAAACUUUUGCAGCUCCAGAGAACCAUUGUCUGCCGAGAUUCAGACCUUCCCGAUGAGCUGCUUUACGGACGGGCAGGUUAUCUGUAUGCCUUGCUCUACCUGAACACGGAGAUCGGUCCGGGAACUGUGUGUGAGUCGGCUAUUAAAGAGGUAGUCAGUGCUAUUAUUGAAUCGGGCAAGAUCUUGUCAAGGGAAGAAAAGAAGACUGAGCGCUGUCCCCUCUUAUAUCAGUGGCACAGGAAGCAGUAUGUUGGAGCAGCCCAUGGCAUGGCUGGAAUCUACUACAUGUUAAUGCAGCCAGCAGCAAAAGUGGACCAAGAAAUCUUAACAGAAAUGGUGAAACCUAGUAUUGAUUAUAUGCGCCACAAAAGAUUCCGAUCUGGGAAUUAUCCUUCAUCAUUAAGCAAUGAAACAGAUCGAUUGGUCCAUUGGUGCCAUGGUGCCCCGGGUGUCAUCCACAUGCUUAUGCAAGCUUACAAGGUUUUUAAGGAGGAGAAGUACUUGAAAGAUGCCAUGGAGUGCAGUGAUGUGAUUUGGCAGCGAGGUUUGCUACGGAAGGGCUAUGGGAUCUGCCAUGGGACUUCCGGAAAUGGCUACUCUUUCUUGUCCCUUUACCAUCUCACGCAGGAUAGAAAGUACCUCUACCGAGCUUGUAAGUUUGCAGAGUGGUGUCUAGAAUAUGGAGCACAUGGGUGCCGCAUUCCUGACAGACCCUAUUCUCUUUUUGAAGGCAUGGCUGGCGCGAUUCACUUUCUCUCUGACGUCCUCGUUCCGGAGACAUCACGGUUUCCAGCGUUUGAACUUGGCUCUUCACAGAGAGACAAAAAGGUGCAAAAAGACUACUAAGACACCUGUUUGGACCAAAAGACACCAGAUUGCUUAGUGCGUGACACAGAACCAACUGUGAAUCCUGAAAGGGGGAAAAAAGGAGAAGUAGACACCGUCACAGGCCCACUUGUGUUGCCAAGACCCUCAAGUUAGAGCAUGAGUGACAGAAACCAUCCCAUCAGCGUUGUGUGACAGUGUUCCCCUCACUGGUGUAAAAUAUGAAUUCUUCACAUCCAGUUCAGUGUAGUGUUGCAUGUUUCUUGGUACUUGUUGUCUGUAGGGGUAAGUUGUUCUAAACGGAAAACUCUCCUCUUUCUGUGAGCCUGGAGCUGACCAUGCCUGAGAGCAUGGCACAGCCUCUUCUCUGUAUAUAGUAUCUAAAGUGGGAUGGCUUUGAUAUUGACACACAGUGAAUAGUUGGGUGGUGUCUCUUCUGUAUCAGAAAGGUGCUCUAGGGUGAUAUCCUACUGAUAAUGCUUUUUCAGCAUUUUCUGUGGGAACCUUUCAGAUGAGCAAGAGGGAAAGACCACUCCAAAAAUUGAAAAGAAACACAACAGAUAAGAGGGGGUUUUACUGGAAUGGUUGAGGGGGUAAGCCUUUCCACAAGGAAGUUGAAUGCUCCCUCUGUGUCUUGCGUUCACCUUAGUGCUUUUACAAAGCCACAGAGGGUGCAUUGCAGCCACUCUCAGCAGAGGAAUCAGGCACUUGGUGUGAAGUUCCGAAGGCUCUCUGCAGUCCACAGCAGCAGUGCCCAGGGAGUGGACUUCAUGACAGCAGGACAACACCCCAGGGAAGGCUUUUCAUGACCACAUUGUAAAUCAAGUAGCAGUGACCAUGCGUUGGCAAUUCUAGAGUCUAUGUACAUUAUUAAAACAGGCUGAGCCUCAGUUUUAUCAACAUCCCAGCUUAUUAUUAUAAGUUCAGUGGCUGCAAUUCCAGAUACCUGAUAAGCAGAAAGAUUCAACUGUUCCCAUGUCUCUGCAAUUAAACUUAUUUCAAAAUUUAGUAAGUUAUCAAAAGUAUAAAUUUGGGGUUAUUUUUUUGUCCACUAUUUGGGUGAUAAAGUCUCACAUUUGGUGAAAUGUAUUAAGCAUAAAAGUACUAGUUUGCAUUUGUCCAUAUGGGAAACAUAAUCUUCUAACCAAGAAAAUCGUGGUAUUCUCUGUCUGACAUUUUUUAUUUAAAAUAUGGGCGUUAAUGUAGAUUGGCAUAAGUUUUUAAAAGAGCUUUGUCAUCACAUUACCAGUGGUCUAGGACUUUUACGUGUGUCUAUCUUAUGAGCUAAGGCCUGGGUUAUAAAAGACAGGAUAGGUCUCUCUGAUGUCUGGUCCUUGUUUGCAAGGGACAGUCUAGACAUUUGUUAGCCCUUGUUUCCACUUCUUUGAUAAGGGAGAAAGAAGAACAUCAACAUGGAAGACAAAUAUCCUUCAUGCAUGCAGUUCUUAGGAUUUUGGGGGCUGACACCCUAACAUAUGACCUUCAGUUUCUAAGUGAUGCCUCAUGAAACUCUUCAUUGCAGAUACGCUUGUUUCCAAGCCAUGACUAUUUUCUUCCAAGUAGGUUGACAACUUCUGUGGGUGUAAAUCCCCUUGGUUAUAUUCUAACCGACUUCUGGGCCUAGUAAUAUGCUUCUCAGGCAGCCCUUGUUAACCUGAAGGCGGAAUAUACUGUCAUGAGUAAGCUGAGGGGUCUGUUUGGCAGAAGAGCUCAUGUGAUAUCAGCACUGCUUCCUCCUCCCCAUGCACCUCAUCCAUACCACACAGGACAGAGCGUAUAGUGAGUUCCUGCCUGCUUCACCCAUGGCUGCCCUCAAGGCUUCGGCUCAAAGUUGUGCCCAAGCUGUCUCAUUUCUCAGGGGAAGCCGGGAGUCCUGCCCAGGAAUCACCCUGAGGCCCCCCCAUACAGCCUGUCUCAGCAAGAGGGAGGCAGCUCAUGGAAGCCCUGAUUCUGGCCACAUAUCUCCAGACCAGAAACAGUGAGGGUGACUCCUAGUUAUCUGGGUGUCUCGCCAUGUAUUUUCAUACUUGUUAGGCUUGUUUCUGACUAACACACUAAAGGGAAGAUAAAAUACUUGUGGAAUAAAUGGAGGAGAUUUUAUUUACAGGGUUUUUUUUUUUAAGGUCAGCUGGAUUGAUGCCUUCAUACUUACCCACUAGAUGUUAACAGAUGUGUAGCUUUGUUAUUCUAUAUGAACUCACUUCCUAGGGUCUGUUACAUGGUCCACUACAUAAUGUUCCAGCUCUCAGUCCCUGUGGCAGAGGAGAAGUGGCAUGUACUUCAAAGAACAGAAGACCUACAGAAGUCAGUUUAAUAGUUCUAAGUGUCUGAAUUCUGACCUCAGAACAUCUCACCAUGAUUUCUUGGAUUUGUUUGUGUCCUCCAAGAUGUGUCUAAAUUUUAAAAAUAUGUAUAUGCACAAUACCAUUUUAAAAUUUGAAAGGAAAAAAAUUGAUGUCCACAAAAAGUGUGUGUGGUUCUUUGGUUUUGUUAGUAAAGACAAUUUUGUGGUGAUAA